Ruditapes philippinarum (Manila clam) is the source of this 909-nucleotide messenger RNA. Its product is annotated as HEAT repeat-containing protein 5B-like. NCBI's taxonomy places the organism in Eukaryota, Metazoa, Mollusca, Bivalvia, Venerida, Veneridae. Gene Ontology annotation, biological process: endocytosis; intracellular protein localization; retrograde transport, endosome to Golgi. The annotation marks the transcript as partial. The transcript has 3 exons. The record is from RefSeq and is a predicted model, not a curated record. Gene Ontology annotation, cellular component: endocytic vesicle; Golgi apparatus; membrane.
AGAAACAUUAUGUAAGCAUCCACUUGGCAAAGUGGUUAAAAAGUGGUAUAGAAAUUGCUUUCUGCCUCUGUUAAAUAGAUUUUUGAAGAUAUUUAAGAUCACAUCUGCAGUGAAAUUGUGCAUGUAACCCCCAGGAGAAGUGAUUAUUUCAUGCUAAGUUAACUGGAUUCUGGAUUGUUUACAUUUUCUGGAGAUACUUUUAGAGAAAAAUAUACAGACUGCAGUUGCACAUUUCCUCUGUGUGCAGGCAGUGUCUGAUAGACAGUGUUUUUAAAUUACAGUAUAUUCCUGAGGGAAAAGUUUGGGAGUUAUUUGAAGUUUAACAAAGUGAUAACUACUGGUAUUAUUUAAAUUGUGUAUACCUGUUAUAUAAUAUAUACAUGUACUAUAUCAUCCUGAAAUUCUUGUGUGGAUUGCUAAUGUUAUAGAGUGUAGUUGGAAGAUUUAAUUGAACUAGUCAUUUAGUAAAUAAUUGUUGCUAAUAACCAGUGUGAAUCAGAAUAGAGAUUGGAGAAAGAAGAAAAAGUAAAGGAAUGAUAUUUUAGGGAAGAUCACCAAGAUUUUAUAGAUGAUGGAAUUAGCUCACAGCCUUCUCCUUAAUGAGGAGGCUUUGCAGAAAAUUCCAGACAACAAAAAGCCCGUUUUUGUGUUUGAAUGGCUCAGAUUUCUUGACAAAGUCCUUUCUGCAGCACAAAAGUCUGACAUUAAAGAGAAACAGAAGCGUCUUGUUGAACAGUUGAUAAAUCAGAUAAGUGAAUCACCCGGUCCACCGACCAGGAAGUUACUGGCACGAUGCUUGGCUACACUGUUCAUCGUCGGAGACUCAUUUGCUAUGUUUGAUGCCAUCAACAAGUGCAAUGAGAUUGCUAAGAGCAAAGAUGAUUCUCCUAGCUAUCUACCAACCAGAUU